UCUCCCUUUUUCUGAAUCAAUUCCUGUCUUGUCCUUCUCUUCCACCUUCACUCCCUCCAUUCCUUCGUCCCUUCACACAGACACUCUCUCUCUCAAAAACACUCACAAAUCGGAAUCAAAUUUAAAAUCCCACUAGGUUAGGGUUUCCAACUCCCCUCCAAUUCUCCCUGUAAUGCACUGUGAUUCCCGGGCCCUACAAUGGAGCCACCAGCAAUGUACGGACACUCCCAGCCACUGAACAUGCCUCCGCAGAUCUCUGCCGCCGAAAGCAACGGCUCCGGCCCCGACCCCGCCCUCGACGCCCACCACCACAUUCACUACGAAACUCACGCGCUCGAAGACGGUGCCGCCGGUGCCAUGGUCGUUGUCGAGGAUGUCACUUCCGAUGCGGUCUACGUCUCCGGCGGUGGAGGGCCCGAAGAGUCCAGUCAGCUUACGCUGUCGUUUCGUGGCCAAGUUUACGUCUUCGAUGCUGUUACGCCUGAUAAGGUUCAAGCGGUGUUGUUACUGUUGGGUGGAUGUGAACUGUCUUCGAGUGGUUCGCCAUGUGUGGAUGUGGUGCCUCAACAGAAUCAGAGGGGUUCAAUGGAAUAUCCUGCAAGAUGUAGUCUACCACAGCGAGCUGCGUCGUUAGAUAGGUUCAGGAAGAAGAGGAAAGAGCGAUGUUUUGAUAAGAAAGUGAGAUAUGGUGUACGGCAAGAAGUUGCGCUCAGGAUGCACCGUAAUAAGGGGCAAUUCACUUCAUCUAAGAAACAAGAUGGAGCUAAUAGUUAUGGUACAGACCAAGAUUCAGGACAGGAUGAUAGUCAAUCAGAAACCUCAUGCACACAUUGUGGCACUAGUUCAAAAUCCACCCCAAUGAUGCGGCGAGGGCCGUCUGGUCCAAGGUCACUUUGCAAUGCUUGUGGGCUUUUCUGGGCAAAUAGGGGUGCUUUAAGAGACCUUUCCAAGAGAAAUCAUGAACAGUCUCUUGUACCAGUUGAGCAGGUCGAUGAUGGUAACGUCUCAGAUUGUCGGACUGCCGCCAACCCUGCGCAUAACAAUCUGGCUGCAUACUCAGAGCAUGAUAAUCCUGCUUUGGUAGCUGAUCGUAAAGUUUUCCAGUCCCAGAAAAUGCUCGAGUAGCUCACUCUGCCAUAAGUUGGUCUAUAGUAAUUCCCUUCAGAUUGACAAAUAGAAUGUACAGAUAUAACAAACUCCCAUCAAUGCAACAACUUUGUUUACAUGCUUCGAUCGGUGGCAUUAACAGUUGACCCUGGAUGUAUAACCUGAAAGUUAAGCCAUGAUUCUGCGAUAGGUCACCCAAUCACAAUACCUUGAAUUUUAAUUUUACCUAUUUAUUUUCGAUUCA
Molecule: messenger RNA, 1351 nt
Organism: Vigna umbellata (rice bean)
Lineage: Eukaryota; Viridiplantae; Streptophyta; Magnoliopsida; Fabales; Fabaceae
Gene: ZIM
Product: GATA-type zinc finger protein with TIFY domain-containing protein
Biological process (GO): regulation of DNA-templated transcription
Molecular function (GO): sequence-specific DNA binding; zinc ion binding; protein binding
Source: RefSeq, a predicted model, not a curated record